This is a messenger RNA of Tigriopus californicus, 2571 nucleotides long. RefSeq lists its product as uncharacterized. The record is from RefSeq and is a predicted model, not a curated record. The transcript has 9 exons. NCBI's taxonomy places the organism in Eukaryota, Metazoa, Arthropoda, Copepoda, Harpacticoida, Harpacticidae. Bases 935 to 2512 code for a protein of 525 amino acids.
GGUGCAUUAUGCCUUAAUCCACUUGAAUUAUCGUAUCCCUUUAACCACAUUGUCCCAACCUCGGGAACAUGUUCCUACCCUACCUAUCCAUCUUCAACCGAUUGCUCGAUUGAAAAUCUGCCGCAAUAUGGACCACAUGGACCGAAGCCAACUGGACUUGUUUACAAAUUACUGCCAUCCUUGAAGACUCAUGGACAACUAACUUACUUGGCUCUGUCACAAACAAGGAAAUUUCCAUUUGUUUCCAGCCUAUCACUCGCUCACAGGCUUCAGGCACCGCAAAGAGUUAGGCGGAAUGGAAAACCAUCCUUCUUUGGAGGAGCCCUAAGACAGUGUUCCAACUUAAGGCUGGCGUUCCCAAAAGCGAAAAAGCAACUUGGAAAGAAACAAGGAGAGACUGAGUGAGUAAGGGUAUGGGUCCAUGGGUGUGUGUGGAGGAGAGAAAGAAAGAAAGAGAAAGAGAAAAAAGAGAGAGAGGCAAGGGAUAUUUCGGUAAAAAGGAGCCCCUCGCUCAGUUGAGGCGUGAGUGCGAGCGGGUUGAAACCACUUCAGAAAAGUCCGACAGCUCACCUUUUAAGAGCCACCAUCCGCACAAGUUGAGGGGGUCUUCAGUCAUCUCGCCAAGAAUGGCAUAAAAGCAUCUAUCCAUCUAUCCGUCCUUCGAUCCAUCCACCAGUCCAGUCUGAGAGGUGACAAAAAGUCCGUGGGAGUGAAAGGAGAGACCAUUGGAACGAGACUGGCUCCAUUGUCGCCACUCAUUGAUCGGACGGCACAAGAGCUCCAUUGAGACGGGAUAGAGGCUCAAUUUUCGUGAUUGCUCUUCACCGAACAAAGCGACUUGGAACUGGAGCUAAUUAUCAGCCUUGAUCUCAAGCAUGUGGCUCUAAAGCGGCUUUGGAAUACGUCACGGAACACUCAUUGGGUGUGUUGUAAAAUGGGUCACUGUUGGAGCGGCCUUGUGGCCAGGUCGGCCUCAUUAAGAAAAAUGUUCACGAUUGGCGGAGAUGGUGGUGAUGGUGGUGGAGGUGGUGGAGGUGGUGGAGGUGCUCAAAGUGAGAGGUUAUCUUUCGGAGGAUCUUUCCAAGAGAGCGACAACCAAGAGCGACCAGGGCGAGGCGAUCUCUCGGGCGAAAUCAUGGCUCCUGGGGUGGAACACACGACAAGGGGAGAAUUGGAAAAUGCCCACGGAAGUCACAACGGAAUGGCGUUCAAAACGAGGAGGGGACUCAGACGAGGCUUGUCCGUGCUCUCAAAGAGUUGGCGGAGAAACAUUUCCAAGGAUGAUAUGAAGAGAUCGGACUCUCACCGGGACUUUGCCGAUUUGGAGGUCUAUCCAGUUCCGUCAGAUAUUGGCAAUUCUGUUGGUUUAGAUGACUACAACCUGGGAUUCCAAUCAGGAGAUGGAUAUCAUCAUGUGGCCUCCGGUGAGGCUUUCAGUACACACUACCAGCAACAGCAACAGCAACAACAAAAACGACUCCCAGCUCCAUCGGGCUCGAUUUGCAACAAAAAGAAACAAACAUAUCAAAGGAAACCUAGACUUCCCAGAUUGUUCGACCUCGCACACCGCUCCAAAAACAACAAAUAUGCCCGCCAAAGUGACGAUGGUCAGGAUAUGGGAUUCAUCGAAAUGAAUGACAUCGUUCCUGCUCACACCACAUGCAAUCCGAGUGCUUAUUACCAACCUCAACAACCGAGUCGUCCUUCUCAAUCUUCUCCAAGUCAUGCCAAGUCCCGACAAGUUGUCUACCCCGAUGUCCGUCAAGUUGCUGGACUUCGCCAGAGUCUCACAUGUUCUUGGCGAGGGACAAAGAAUUACAAGCUUCUCAACCCAAGACAGGCCAUACCAAGCAACGGCUUUGUCACCUUGGAUCCGAGGAAACUGAUCCAUGCUGAUAACAGUUCUGACUGGGGUGGAUCGGUAUCUUCGUUAGAGAGUCUCCAUAGGCGUCCAGAUCGAACGACGCCUAACUCAUCCAUUGACCUAGAGUGGGAAAACGAUGAUGAGGCCAAUCUACCCCCCGACUUGGAUAACCCGCCUUCAUUGAGUGUGAACGACACGACUGCGGAAACCUGUUCCAUUGCCCUGCGAUCUCACGCUUCCAGCCAGGUGUCCAUUCCCGGAUUGGAUUGGGAUUCACAGGGUGAGUCGGCAGAUUUGCUGAGCCUCAACAACGUUCCUCUGGAGGAGGCCCCUCUAGAUUUUGAGACUGAGCAACUCAUCUCGGAAAUCGAGCAGCUGACUUCCCGCGCUUUGAAGGAAACAAACCAAUGGAAUCAGGGUGGCCAAGAGGACGUCCCUCUGUGGCAAAGGGUGUCACAUCGUCCCAAUAUUGACAGCAAAUGGACGACGCCGGCGACGUCAACCACGACGUCCAAGCCAAACUCCAACCAAGGACCCCCCGAAAGGCACUUGGAGAAUCUUAAUCAAGUCUCGCUCGAAAAUAACAAUAACAACAACAUAUCUCAGGAAUGGGCUUCUACGGCAAACACAGCCAUGUCCUUGAGCUAAGAAUGCUCAGAGUCCUCGUAUCUUGUCAUGCCAAUGAGAAUAAAAUGCGCGAAACCCGA